AUGGCGGAGCGAGUCAGUUUGCUCUCAUCACUGCUGUUGUUGCGACUCCCCUUCUCGGCAUUAUUUGACGAGCUAUCCAUCCAUCUUCCCUUCCCAUUGCCCUUUUCGGAGCGUAUCGUGGAUCUGCGGCACGCUCCCUCCGCUUCCAUAUCCAUGUCGUCCACGUGCUGGCGCGGCACGCGGCACCUCAACCCUGCCCUUACCUUCGACACCGGACAUCCGUGGGGAGGUUGUGCUGCCCAGAUCGCGUCUAUUGCAACCUUCCUCGCCUCUGCCGUGCCUUGGAGCGCCCCUGUCUCGGCUGUUGUCGCUGCGGCUCUAGGCAGAAACAGGGCUCUCUUCAACCCUUCGGCUUUGACCACCAAUGUCACGCCGCCCCGGCCCGCUGGUGCCAGAGGCGAGACCGGCUUUAGCAGUCCCGGAAAAUCCGCUGCAAAGGGCCCCGUGCCAUGGGGCAUCCGCGCCUUCUGCGCCGUGGAUCAAGAAAUACCACCUGCUCGGAUAACCGCCUGGGUUACCCAACGCUGGGAGCAAUCUCUCCAGCAAUUGGCAACAGGGCAUCUCAGGAGGCCGCGAGGUGGAUCGGGGUAUCCGUUUGGUCUUCAUUCCCCCGACCAGGGAGAACAGGACCCGAUCCCGUAUGGACAAGCGAUCGACGAUGGGAAGUCGGUGUUUGCUAUUCUCCGCUCUACCAGGGCCUGGCUUGGGAAUUCACGGUUAUUGGCGUGGGCACAAGAUGACCAGCUUCUGCAGCUCGCUCCGAGGCACAAAGUCCAGCUGUUGUUGCACUUGCCGCCUCGUCUGGCCGGGAAGCUCCCUAUUCCUGGAGGGCUCGCCGUGAACAACUCUGAGAACGGCGUCCGUCGUGAUACGCCGGUUCCCACAUACUUCCGCCGUGACUGUGACCCGGCGCUCCCGACAAGGUCUGCACCUGCUUCUUCCGGGAUGGCGACGGAUUCGGCCGCGAUUUCGCCGCGCACCCCCGUGCUGUGCAACCUUCUGGGAUCCGCCGGUUAUUCGCCGAACGCAUGGCAGCGCAGGGCAGGGCAGCACAGCGCAUGCCAUGGGUUGGCCUCGCACAGCGCGACCAGCGAUACGGCUACCAGCAUCCCGGGGGCUGCUGCUGUGCGUCAGCACGACGAAAACCGGGAUAGGAACCUCAUGAACGGCCUGCACGGUAGCGCUGGCCGACGCGGAAGGCGGAAGGCGGAAGGCUCACUAUCCUCUCAGCUGAAAGUGCCUUCCGGUGCGUGCUAUUCGCUUCCCGGCUGA
Molecule: messenger RNA, 1272 nt
Organism: Thermothielavioides terrestris NRRL 8126
Lineage: Eukaryota; Fungi; Ascomycota; Sordariomycetes; Sordariales; Chaetomiaceae
Exons: 8
Coding region: 1-1272 (423 amino acids)
Source: RefSeq, a predicted model, not a curated record